Molecule: messenger RNA, 3540 nt
Organism: Penicillium bovifimosum
Lineage: Eukaryota; Fungi; Ascomycota; Eurotiomycetes; Eurotiales; Aspergillaceae
Product: condensin subunit SMC2
Exons: 5
Coding region: 1-3540 (1179 amino acids)
Biological process (GO): chromosome organization
Cellular component (GO): chromosome
Molecular function (GO): protein binding; ATP binding; ATP hydrolysis activity
Source: RefSeq, a predicted model, not a curated record
AUGAGGAUUACGGAAAUUGUCAUAGAUGGCUUCAAAUCGUACGCUGUGCGUACGGUUAUCUCGGGAUGGGACGAAUCCUUCAACUCAAUCACUGGUCUGAACGGCAGUGGUAAAUCCAAUAUCCUCGAUGCUAUUUGCUUCGUGCUCGGUAUCACCAACAUGACCACGGUCCGCGCGCAAAACCUCCAAGACCUUAUCUACAAGCGCGGCCAAGCCGGUGUCACGAAAGCUAGCGUUACCAUCGUUUUCGACAACCGAGAUACCGCGAAAUCUCCCAUCGGAUUCGAAGAAUAUGCGAAUAUCUCGGUGACGCGACAGAUUGUGCUAGGCGGCACGAGCAAAUAUUUGAUCAAUGGCCACCGUGCGCAACAACAGACCGUCCAGAACCUGUUCCAGAGUGUCCAGCUGAACAUCAACAAUCCAAACUUCCUCAUUAUGCAGGGCCGCAUCACGAAAGUCCUGAACAUGAAAUCGGUCGAAAUCUUGUCAAUGAUUGAGGAGGCAGCUGGCACACGAAUGUUUGAGGAUCGAAGAGAGAAGGCAAACAGGACAAUGGGAAAGAAGGAGCUGAAGCUGCGCGAGAUCGAAGAGUUGCUGAAGGAAGAGAUUGAGCCCAAACUCGAGAAGCUACGGUCGGAAAAGCGAGCUUUCCUCGACUUCCAGCAAACUCAGAAUGAUCUCGAGCGCUUGACGCGACUUGUCGUUGCCCAUGACUACGUUCGUGGCGGCGAGCGAUUGCGGGUUGCAGGCGAGGAGUGCGAGAAUAAACGCAACAAAGUUGAAGCACUCGAAAAUAAUGCGAUCAAGCUCAAAAAUGAGAUCGCUCACCUGGAAGAGGACGUGGAGCGAGUGCGCUCGGCUCGCGACAAGGAACUCCGAAAAGGCGGGAAGUUCCAGGGCCUUGAAGAUGAGGUCAAGCACUACUCGCACGAGUUAGUCCGACUUACCACGGUCUUUGAUCUCAAAAACUCCAGCAUGGCUGAAGAGAAGGAGAAACGGCGGACGAUCCAGAAGACGGUCACUGAUCUUGAGAAAGUCUUGAAGGAGAAGCGUGAGAUCUACGAGAAGCUUCAGGCGCAGUAUGACACAGCCAAGGCCGAAUUGGAUGCACAGACUGUAGAGGUGGAGCAAAAGGAGGAGCUGCUCCAGACGUUGCAGACCGGUGUUGCCUCAAAGGAAGGCCAAGAAAGCGGCUACCAGGGUCAACUGCAAGAUGCCCGAAACCGCGCAAGCAAUGCAGCCACCGAACAAGAGCAAGCAAAGCUUAAGAUCAACCAUCUGGAGAAACGAAUCAAAGAGGAAGAGCCUCGCGCAAAGAAGGCGAAGGAACAAAACUCGGGGCUCUUGCGGGAUCUCGAAGGAUUGAAGUCCCAAGCUAGUAAGCUCGAGUCAGAGCUGACUCGGCUCGGAUUUGAGCCUGGCAAGGAGGAACAUAUCUACCAGGAGCAGACUGGCCUUCAGCGAGAUAUUCGCGACCUCCGUCAACGGGCCGAUGGUCUCAAGCGACAGGCCGCGAACAUUGACUUCAACUACUCAGACCCUCACCCCAACUUUGAUCGGUCCAAAGUCAAAGGUUUGGUGGCUCAGCUCUUCACUCUCAACAAAGAUCAAGUUUCCGCCGCGACUGCUCUGGAGAUCUGUGCGGGUGGUCGACUUUACAACGUGGUCGUGGACAGCGCAGAGACCGGUACUCAACUGCUUCAGCGCGGCAAGCUGCGCAAGCGCGUGACUAUCAUCCCCCUUAAUAAGAUCUCCGCUUUCAAGGCCUCUGCGGAAAAGAUUGGAGCUGCACAGAGGCUAGCCCCCGGAAAAGUUGAUCUCGCUCUGUCCUUGGUUGGGUACGACGAGGAAGUGCUGGCGGCGAUGAACUACGUCUUUGGCAACACACUCAUCUGCAACGAUGCUGAAACGGCCAAGAAGGUGACAUUUGAUCCGUCAGUCCGAAUGAAGAGUGUCACGCUGGAAGGUGAUGUAUAUGAUCCGUCUGGAACACUUUCGGGCGGAAGCUCUCCCAAUUCCAGUGGUGUUCUCGUCACUUUGCAAAAACUCAAUGAAAUCGUCAAGGAGUUGCGGAGCAAGGAACGACAGCUUGCGACUCUGGAAGAUCAUAUGGACAAGGAGAAGAAGAAGCUCGACGCCGUUCGCUCCAUCAAACAGAAUCUUGAUCUCAAGACCCACGAGAUCAAACUCACUGAGGAGCAAAUUAGCAGCAACUCUUCAUCUUCGAUUAUUCAAGCUGUUGAGGAGAUGAGAGCAAACAUCGAGCAACUCAAGAAAGACAUUGUCGACGCUAAGUCUCGCCAAACCGAAGCAUCCAAGGAUAUCAAGCGAAUUGAGAAAGACAUGAGUGAAUUCGACAAUAACAAAGAUAGUAAGCUGGAGGAACUACAAACCACGCUAGACAAACUCAAGAAAAGUCUGGUGAAGAAUUCUAGCUCGGUCAAAGAGCUGCAGAAGGAAUUGCAAACUUCCAGGCUAGACUCCGAACAAGUCGGAAGCGAUUUGUCUGCAGCCGAAGAGCAGUUGGUCGAGUCCGACAACACCUUAAAGGCCCAAAGUGAGGAGAUCGAGUCACAAAAGCGGGAGCAGGCGCGACUCAAGGAUGCCCAUGACAUCGCGCAAGCUCAACUUGAUGACGAGCGGGCCAAGUUGACCGGCUUUGACGAGGAACUACGAGAGUUGGAACAAGCUAUAAAGAGCAAAUCCUCUCAAAUCACAGAGGACGGCCUCGAAGCGCAGAAGCUCGGUCACCAGCUCGAGAAGCUACAAAAGGAUCAACACACUGCUAGCCAAGCCGUGGCUCACAUGGAACAGGAACAUGAAUGGAUCGCGGACGAGAAAGAGCAAUUCGGACGUGCCAACACUCCCUACAAUUUCCAGAACCAGAACAUUGCCGAGUGCAAGUCUACCCUUCGUAAUUUGACGGAGCGAUCUCAGGGCAUGAAGAAAAAGAUCAACCCGAAGGUCAUGAACAUGAUCGACAGCGUCGAGAAAAAGGAAGCUGCUCUCAAGAACAUGAUGAAGACGGUCAUUCGUGACAAGCGAAAGAUCGAAGAGACUAUCAUGAAUCUUAACGAAUACAAGAAGGAAGCUCUCCACAAAACAUGGGUCAAGGUCAAUGGCGACUUUGGGCAGAUCUUCAACGAGCUUCUACCGGGUAGUUUCGCCAAACUCGACCCUCCGGAGGGCAAAGACAUCACCGAUGGCCUCGAAGUGAAAGUAUCCCUGGGCAAAGUGUGGAAGCAGAGCUUGACAGAACUGAGUGGUGGUCAACGUUCCCUCAUUGCUCUGUCAUUGAUCAUGGCGCUCUUGCAAUUCAAACCAGCACCGAUGUACAUUCUGGAUGAGGUUGACGCCGCAUUGGAUCUUUCACACACGCAAAACAUCGGUCGGCUGAUCAAGACCCGUUUCAAGGGAUCUCAGUUCAUCGUCGUCUCGUUGAAGGAUGGCAUGUUCCAAAAUGCCAACCGCAUCUUCCGCACGCGGUUCAGCGAGGGAACCAGUAUUGUUCAGGCAUUGACGCCUGCGGAUAUGAAAUAA